This is a messenger RNA of Ananas comosus (pineapple), 2367 nucleotides long. RefSeq names its product GATA transcription factor 26-like. The record is from RefSeq and is a predicted model, not a curated record. Gene Ontology annotation, molecular function: zinc ion binding; sequence-specific DNA binding. Gene Ontology annotation, biological process: regulation of DNA-templated transcription. Bases 501 to 1997 code for a protein of 498 amino acids. Lineage: Eukaryota; Viridiplantae; Streptophyta; Magnoliopsida; Poales; Bromeliaceae. The transcript is spliced from 6 exons.
CACUUUCACCCCCUCUCCUUUUCCAUCACCAUUUAUUUUUUAAUUUGAUUUCCCAAUGGUCUCCUCCUUUUCUUAGGAUUAUUGUGUAGAUUCCCACCUUAGGAAUUUUUUUAAAAAAAAAACAAACAAAAAAAAUUAAAAAACAAACAAAAAAAAGAAGAAGAAAAGGCACCAUUUCACCCUUGUAAAUUUUUUGGUGCAUAUUUUUAUUAUAAUUUUUUCCAAUUUAUUUCUACACCCCUUUUCCUCUCUCCCUUUCCCUUUUUUCCUUCCUCCCUCCUCUCCCAAUUUGGACCUACCAAAACCUCAAAUUUAGUUUUUGUUUUCAUUUGCUUCCUCUAAAUCCCUCCUGGGUUUUGUUUUGUUGCAGAAGCAGCUUUGCUGUGCCCAGUUUUAUAGGUUUAUUGGGCUCCAAGGAUUUAUUUACAGAGAACUGUUCCUAAUUUUGUUAAGAGAUACUGCUAUAAAAAAAGUGAUUUUUAUCCAUAUGUUUUUUGGCUAUGUUUUUUCUUUCUGAGAAUUUUGGAAGGGGGAAAGAGAGAAAGGGCAACAAGGAAAUGGGGAAACAAGGGCCUUGCCGCCACUGCGGCAUCACAAGUACUCCUCUUUGGCGGAAUGGGCCACCGGACAAGCCUGUUCUAUGCAAUGCAUGCGGUUCGAGGUGGAGAACAAAGGGCUCAUUGGCAAACUACACUCCCUUGCAUGCUCGUGAAGGCAUCAUCGAUUCUGAGGAGUUAAAGCUAACUAAAGUAAAAAGUGUAUCACUGAAGCCCAAAGAACCAAAAUUGCCCAAGAAAAAGCAGAGCUAUAGUGUGGUGGGAAAUGAGCGUGAAAUGCCAUUUUCCGAUCAGAAUUUCCAGAAAAAGAUUGUCGAGGGGGAUACAAGCAAUCGAUCUAGUUCUGGGUCGGCAAUUUCAUGUUCAGAGAGUUGCGCGCAAUUUCGGAUGGUUGAUGCAAGUGAUUUGGCAGGUUCAGCACAGUCAAAUGUAUGGGAUUCGAUAGUGCCAUCUAAAAAGAGGACAUAUGUUACUCGAGCUAAGCCUGCCAUUGAAAAGCUUACAAAGGAUUUGUACUCCAUAAUGCAUCAACAACCGUCAUCUGCUUUUUCGGUAUCCUCAGAAGAGGACUUGCUUUACAGUAGCGAAAGUCCAAUGGGUUCCUUUGAGAUGGGCUAUGGAAGUGUUCUUAUUAAGCACCUAAGUUCAAAAUCGCCAGAGGAGGAAUCAGAAGCAAGCUCAUUUCCUGUAGAUAAUAGAUCCACUGCUGGUGAGAUCUCUAUGAGACCCCCAUCCUAUAAUGUACAUAAUAAUAAUGACGGUGAAGAAAUAAAAGGAACAAGCAUUUCAGAUGCUGCAGCUGAUGGCAAGUAUAAAAAGUGUACAGAAAAAGCAGCUCAAGACGAUGCUGAAAGGCAUAAACUCCAGAAUGAGAAGACAGCGAUACUGGGAGACCCCUAUUCGCCCUUGACGUCAAUUGUACUAGAGGAGAAGAAUUGUGCAGGAACUGGAGGAAAGAACGUGUUGAGCGCACCAAAAUUUUCUGCUAGCUCCAAUUUGGCAACCCAUAAGAGGCCUCGUGAUUGUGAAAAUCAAGCUUGUUCAGAGAUAAAAUGCUCAACGAGAAGCCCUAAAAGAAGUCAUCAAUCUGGGUCCACAAAUCUUCCGUCAGAUUGUUCCUCGGAUCCAAACUGCAUUGUUGCAGCCUCGAAACUCAUCGAUGAUGCUGCUGAUUUUCUCGAAAGUCACGGGGCAUGCUUCAGUCCGAGGAGCAUUUUCUCGUCUCCUCUUUCAGAUAGGAGCUCAAUUCUGGUCGAUGACUUGCUGGUUGAUUUCCCGAGCAAUACAUCAUACCCAGAGGCACAGCUGCUCUACCCUUCUCUGGAGAAGAAACCAGUCUCAGAAAGCUCCCAACCAGAGACUGGAGUUACCAAUCGCGAGGGAAGUGACUCGAUCGAUCGUUCGUCGAGUUUCAGAAGCAUGCUGAGUAGGCUCCUAUAGAAGAACAGCAUUAGUCUCAUCAUUAGUGUUUCCUCUAUAAAAUUUUAACUUGGAAAAGAGGUGUUUCUAAUGAUGGGUGAUAAUAACUUGGCGAAUUUUAUGUUAGCGAGUACCGGUAUGUGUCGUUGGAUUGCAGGUUUCUGUAUUGUAUAGCUUUGGCAAGAGUUGUAAGAUAAAGGUAGGAUAAAGUGGUGGAGAUAAGAGUGUGUGUUUAUUCUCAUAAAGAUUCAGAGAUGCUGCAUCACCAUGCCAUGUGCCUUAAAAGAGUCCUUUUUCUAGUUUGAAGUGCUUUGGCCUUUCUAAAGGAGAUUCUAUCUGCCGCUGAUGUGAUGGCAAAUUAAUGCAAUACAGUUUGUGAGAAUUUCUUAAA